This is a messenger RNA of Megalopta genalis, 2260 nucleotides long. The record is from RefSeq and is a predicted model, not a curated record. NCBI's taxonomy places the organism in Eukaryota, Metazoa, Arthropoda, Insecta, Hymenoptera, Halictidae.
UAUAUCCGUGGGUACCAGAAUGGCAACGGUUGAGGAGUCUGUAGUGAGCCUGCUACCGUUGCCCCAUGCUCACUCGCAACAGUUAUACCGAGGCUAUAAACGGGGAGAACGUGUAGAUAGCCACCAGUAUGUUCCAGAGCGUUUCUCCGUUUAUUCUGUUCCGUACGGCUGCCAUUAGAUUCAGUGUAUCAGUUCAUUAUUCAUUGUUUCUCGUCUGCGGAUGAGUUAGGAAAAGUUAGUCAAAAAUGACUGGCUUCGAAAUUUUUUGUGGCAUCGUGACGGUGCUACUCCUACUUUACUACUAUUCCACCUCAACUUAUAAUUUUUGGAAGAAACGCGGUGUUCCUGGACCGGAACCCAUACCGCUUCUUGGUAAUGUCGCCAGAGUGAUGUUCUCCAAGCUGUCGAUGGGUCAAUACAUGCGGGAAGUGUACGAAAAAUAUAAAUCCGAACCUGCGAUUGGCCUAUUUAUAAGAAGACAACCAUUGUUGGUUUUAAACAGUCCUGACUUAAUCAAAACAGUCCUUAUUAAAGACUUCACGAAAUUUUCAGACCGUGGAAUUUCUCUCAAUGCAACGGCGGAACCACUUUCGCAGCACUUGUUUAGUCUGGAACCAGAAAGAUGGCGACCGUUGAGAACGAGACUCUCGCCAGUAUUCACGUCUGGCAGACUGAAGGAAAUGUUCUUCAUGAUCGUCGAUUGUGCUAAUAACCUUGAGAAGCAUUUAGAGAAAGUGGCAGUAGAAGGUGACACCAUCGAUUGCCGAGAUUUGGCAGCUAGAUACACUACGGACGUUAUUGGAAGCUGCGCCUUUGGAAUUGACAUGAAUUGUAUGUCGAACGAGGAAUCAGCAUUUCGUAAAGUGGGAAAAGAAUUCUUCGCUACCUCGUUUAAUCGAGUGAUAAGAAUUAGAAUGCGAGAAAUUACACCACAGUUCUACACCUUCCUUUCCCGCAUAUUACCGCGUCCCUAUGGAACUGACUUCUUUAUCGAUAGUGUUCUGAACAUGAUAGAGUACAGAAAGAAGAAUAAUAUCGUCAGAAACGAUUUCAUCAACACUUUGAUGGACAUCCGGGAUCAUCCUGAGAAGCUGGGUGACAUCGAAUUAACGGAUUCUCUACUCGCAGCGCAAGCAUUUGUUUUCUUUGUUGCUGGUUUUGAAACUUCAUCAUCAACAAUCAGUAACGCACUUUAUGAAUUGGCCUUGAAUCAGGAUAUACAAGAUAAGUUGCGGGAAGAGAUCAGGGAACAUCACGAAAUUAACAACGGAGAAUGGCACUAUGAAAAUAUAAAAGCCAUGCCAAUUCUAGACGGCGUAUUUAAGGAAACGCUGAGAAUGUACCCAGCAGUGCCAUUUAUUACAAGGAAAUCAGUCGAUGACUACACUUUUGAAGAUUUGAAAUUUUCAAUCCCGAAAGAGGUAGCUGUGUUUAUACCUUUGUAUGGAAUACACUACGAUCCAGACAUUUAUCCAAAUCCUGAAACUUUUGAUAUUAGUCGAUUUAUGGGUACCGCGGAGUCGAAGAGACACCCAAUGCACUAUUUACCAUUUGGCGAUGGCCCAAGGAAUUGCAUUGGUGCACGAUUCGCAGUUUUCCAAACGAAAAUUGGGCUUAUAAAGAUACUUCGUAACUGCAAAGUUGAUAUCUGCGAGAAAACUGUCAUCCCAUAUGAAGUUAAUCGACGCGCCUUUUUAUUAGCUCCGAACCAUCCCAUCACUUUGAAAGUAACAAAAGUUGAAAAUUAAAGGAACAAUUCUUUAUUUGAUACAUUUCAGGUAUUUUAAGUGUCCUUAAAACACAAAAAAUAACUGUGAUACAUUCAAAUACUAAUAUAUUAAAAUUAAUUUAUCGUAACUAUUAUGUUGAUUAACACCUUACGCUCAUCUUAAACUAUAAACGUGGGUCUUUUGUGUUCAACUGAUUUUCUAGCAUAUAAUAGUGGCGAAAAAUAGCUGAGAAAAUGCAUGUAGCAUAUUCCAACAACUAUGUCUUUGUCUCAUACCCACUUAAUAACUUUAUUUAUGCAAGAAAUGUUUCCCACUGAUUAGCUUGCGAGAAAUCAAAUGCGUACGAACUAGCCCGAACACAAAGUACCCACACUUACAGUUUAAGAAUACCGUAUUGUAAAUAUUAUAAGCGAGUUAGUCAAAACGAAAUUUAUUAUUAGUGAGUAUGUAAAUUAAAAUUUUUCAUAAAGUGUCAUCAUGCAAAAUAAAGAAAGAAUACGAAAGAUUUGUUUUAUCUAAAAUGGUAAAAA